This is a messenger RNA of Podarcis muralis (Common wall lizard), 3781 nucleotides long. RefSeq names its product septin 5 (gene SEPTIN5). The record is from RefSeq and is a predicted model, not a curated record. NCBI's taxonomy places the organism in Eukaryota, Metazoa, Chordata, Lepidosauria, Squamata, Lacertidae. Gene Ontology annotation, molecular function: GTP binding.
GGGUGGCAGCCUUAUGGAUUUAGUCAAAGCUGGGAGGGAGUGCAUGGGCUGGGCUUUUUCUCCCGCUUGGCCCAUGGUGACUCCCGGUCUGGCCUGCCGUUGGUUAUUAUGGAUUCAAUCAUUAUUCAGGAGCGAUUAGUCGAGCGGCUGCUUUCUCCCAGGACCCAGACCCAGAGAAGCCACUCAGCCAAGCUGAAGAGGAAUGGAGGCAACCUACAACCCUCGGAUCAUCUUGACCACGAAAAGCAGUAUGUGGGGUUCGCCACUCUCCCCAAUCAGGUGCACCGGAAAUCUGUGAAGAAGGGCUUUGAUUUCACCCUCAUGGUGGCAGGAGAGUCGGGCCUGGGUAAAUCUACUUUGGUAAACAGCUUGUUCCUGACAGACCUCUACAAAGACCGAAAACUUCUCAAUGCCGAAGAAAGAAUCAGUCAGACAGUAGAGAUUGUGAAACACACGGUGGACAUCGAGGAGAAGGGGGUGAAGUUGAAGUUAACAAUUGUCGACACGCCAGGUUUUGGAGAUGCUGUGAACAACACUGAAUGUUGGAAGGCCAUCACGGAUUACAUUGACCAGCAGUUUGAACAGUACUUCCGAGAUGAGAGCGGCCUCAAUCGGAAGAACAUCCAGGACAACCGGGUGCACUGCUGCCUCUACUUCAUCUCCCCCUUUGGCCAUGGGCUGAGGCCGGUAGACGUGGAGUUCAUGAAGGCUCUACAUGAAAAAGUGAACAUUGUUCCCCUUAUUGCCAAAGCCGACUGCCUCAUUCCUUCUGAGAUCAAGAAGCUAAAAGAGCGGAUCAGGGAGGAGAUUGACAAGUUUGGAAUUAAAGUUUACCAGUUUCCUGAGUGCGAUUCUGACGAAGACGAGGACUUCAAACAACAAGACAGAGAGCUGAAGGAAAGUGCUCCCUUCGCAGUCAUCGGCAGCAACACGGUGGUGGAGGCCAAAGGUCAGAGGGUACGAGGGCGGCUCUACCCUUGGGGAAUCGUGGAAGUGGAAAACCAGGCGCACUGUGACUUUGUGAAACUGCGGAACAUGCUGAUCCGAACACACAUGCACGACCUGAAGGACGUCACCUGCGACGUUCACUACGAGAACUAUCGGGCGCAGUGCAUCCAGCAGAUGACCAGCAAGCUGACUCAGGAUAACAGGAUAGAGAGCCCCAUCCCGAUUUUGCCGCUCCCAACACCGGAUGCGGAAACGGAGAAGCUGAUCAAGAUGAAAGAUGAAGAGUUGCGUAGAAUGCAAGAGAUGCUGCAGAAAAUGAAACAGCAGAUGCAAGACCAGUGAAAAAAAAGGAAGCUGGGAUGGAAGUUGCGAAGGAAAGGAACAUCCUUGUCACUGUCUGCAGUUCAGCUGGAAUCGCAGAUAAUUUAGGAAGGACUUUCCUGUUGCAAAGAAAACAAAACAAAAACAAAGAGACUUGUGAGCAAGAGCGGUGCCCAUUCCCUCCCUCCCUCCGUCUCUCUAAUUCAGGGGUAGCCAACGUGGUGCCCUGCAAACACUGUUGAACUGCAACGCCCAUCACAGGAAGUUGGCAGUCCAGCAAUGGCUGUAGGACACCAUGUCAGCUACUCCUUGCUCUGUUUCGAUCGUAGCAACGUCUGUUAGUGGGAAGGCGGGAAGACAAGAGGGGAGAGAGGUUGCUUGCUGCGGACCUCUUCCACGAUCGGGAUAUUCCCUGCUGUCCCCACUCUUUCCUAGAUAUACUAAACUGUUGUUAAGGAGCAUUCUGGUAUUCAAAACCAACCAACCAACCAACCACCGUUUCUAUGGCACAUGGAUUUUGAGGACUCUUGUGUAAAUGCACGUUAACUGUUUACUUCUAACCAAGGUGCUGUGACCCUUCUCCUCCUCCUCUUUCCAGCUUCUCCCCACCCCCCCAUUCUGUCCUCAAACUUUCGGAGGUCACGGCAAGCUUUUGCAAAAAGGCCGACGAUACCUCUGAAGCAAGUGCUGCUGACAUGAGCACCAACCAGCCUGACCUCUUGCCUAGGACAUCCCUUGGUCCUCUUCCCCACCAGCCGCUUUGAGAGGAUGAGGAUGGUUGGGUGUGUGGCGUUCUUUGAUGGUUUCUCAAAACAUUCCUGACAUGACGAUGGUGUUUUUACUAAGAAUCUCAUGGCUCUUUUUUGCACUACGGGGGGAAGGACUUAAAAGACCUGCUGGUGAGGGAUCCUAGUAAAAAAACAGCUCCCACUGCCCUUGUUUUAGGUGCGUUGUAUUGAGUGAUGUACAACUGUUGGACUUCUUGCAGAGGUAAGGUUCUGCAAGGCGGGAGUUACUUUGAGGUUUAGCAUCAUCUUGGCACGCUCAGCCCAUGCUUUGUCUCUCACCAACCAUGGAGCAAAUUUGGAUUCCUAGAGAAAUGUGUUAAUUGGUUUGUACGCUGUCCAGUGAAUGUCUCAAGUCAUUUUUAGGGAUCUAAAAAAUCCCAGCCGAAAAUGGACUUGGGAUGGGAGCAAAACAUGGUAUUCUGCUAACCUGGGAUUGUGUCGUGUGGUUGUGGGCUUCUAGAAACAUGCAUUGCUUCAAUUUGGGCCACCGUGCAAAUGUCUGCUGCAUAAAGAGUUAGUGUGAGUCUUUCUUAUUGUGCUCAGUUGCGCUGCAUCGUGGAUUUUGUAGUCUAGAGGCCAACACCCGACACUCACAAGGUUACAUCUACGAAGUCCAUGAUGCAGUGAGACUGAGAGCAAACUACACAUGCAUGAACUGAGGAGAUGUGGCUAUAGGGUGUAUGGCUUCACAGAUGGAACCAGCUGAGAUCUGAAUAGGGGAGGCAGAAUUUUUUCUACUGUUGCUAGCAGUUGGCAGUCUUAUGGCCAGAGAUAAUUUAUACACCUCGCACCCAGAAGUCCACAUUCUGCUGCAAGGAAACUUAAAUUCUGUGCAAAGUGUGUAACACUCUGGAAAGUGUCCAGAGGCUCCCAGGGAGAGGGGAAUGUGUUGUGCAGCUUUUGCAGCUUUCUCGUAGCCAGAGCCCACCUUUUAAUUUGAAAUUACAGGGCUACUUCUGCUUUCUUUGCUCUUUUGACCCUUCUUCUCCCUUUAGGACAGGCUGGGAAACCUCCUGCUCCUCCAAAUGUUGUUGGACUUCAACUCCCACUUGCCCCAACCAGCGCGGCCAAUGUUUAGGGAUGGUGGGAGUUGUAGUUUAUCUCUGGAGGGCCACAAGUUUCACCCUCACCUGCUUUUGAAUGCAAAAGAGAGAUGGGGCUCCUUGUUUUCUAAGUGUUGAUUAGAAAUUGAUAUUUUCUUACAGGAGCAACUUGUCACAACAGAAAUGUGAAUAUAUCCCUAUCAAAAUACCCUAUUGCGGCACUGCUAAAGAUAAGAGAGCAUCGUCCUGCUUUGUAGGGAGCAGGGUGAAAUCUCUUUCUUUCUGUUUCUAUCUUUCGCCUCCCAUCUUAAACAGAAAAAGAAGCAGAAUAUAGUGUGUUGCCAUUAGAUGUGCCACACUUUCGUUUAGGACAGUGUUUUCCAAACUGCUUUUGAACUACAGUUCCCAUCAUCCCUGACCACCAAUCUUGGUAGCUGGGGAUGAUGGGAGUUGUAGUCCAGUAACAGCUGGAGACCCAAGUUUGGGACAGCCUUUGGUGACCUGCUGCCUUCCAGAUGUUUCCGCUACAACUCACAUUGGCCCCAGCAAGCGCAUGGGGCAUGGCAGAAUCAUUCCUCAGAUGUUUGCUUCUUCUUUACAAAUACUUCUAAUAUGUUUUCAACCACAUCUCUGACAGGUCUACCAACCUGAAGACUUCCUUCUUCAGGUGAAACUUCUCAG